AAACCUGCGCGGAUAAUGCUCAUUCGCUCGUUUGCUCAUGUCUUCGAGAACACUCCCAAGAUUUGUGGGAGGAGCAACAUGGCCGCCUCAAUGAACAAGUUUCAGCUGACUAGUUUUCCCGUGCCAAAUAUAGUUUUUAGUAUGAGGAAUGACGCUAUGAAGCUCUUUCUACUUACGUUUUUACUCUUUCUGACGAGUCGGUGUCAGGGUGACGAUGGCUAUGAGUCGGAUGACUUUCUCAAGAGGGAAUAUUCACUUACAAAACCCUAUCAAGGUGUGGGGUCCUCCAGUUCGUCCCACUGGGACUUGAUGGGUACGGCAAUGGUUACACCUGAUCAUGUGAGGCUCACCCCGGACCUUCAAAGCAGAAUUGGAGCAGUUUGGGGCAGACUACCCUUUUUCUUACGUGACUGGGAGCUACAUGUGCAUUUUAAAAUUUCUGGCCAAGGCAAGAAGAACCUGAAUGGUGAUGGAAUGGCUCUGUGGUUAACCAAAGAGAGAAUGCAGCAUGGUCCAGUGUUUGGGAAUAUGAACCACUUCACUGGGCUUGGUGUGUUUAUAGACACGUAUCCCAACGAGGACAAGAGUCAUGAGAGAGUGUAUCCAUACAUUUCAGUGAUGGUGGGAAAUGGUACUCUGUCAUAUGAUCACGACCGCGAUGGCAGGCCCACCGAACUGGGUGGAUGUACAGCCCUUGUGCGCAACGUCAACCACGACACAAUCAUCCUCCUCCGAUACAUGAGGAACAGACUGACUUUGAUGAUGGAUAUUGAUGGGAAACGAGAGUGGCGGGAGUGUCUGGACGUUCCAGGGGUGCAUAUGCCGGUGGGGUACUACUUCGGGGCCUCUUCAGCAACAGGAGAUUUAUCAGAUAACCAUGACCUAAUCUCCAUGAAGCUCUACCAGUUGACCGUGGAGCGAAGCGCCCAGGAAGAGGAGGAGGCCCAGCAGGAAGUGACCAUCCCCAGCGUCGACCACAUGGACCUUCCCAAGGUGGAUGUUGAGGAGGAGGAGGGCAUGGGCCCCAUCGGACGCUUCUUUGCCUUCCUGAUCUCCGUGCUGGGCCUGUGUGUGCUGGCUGUAGUGGGCGUUGUGCUGCACGGCCGCUGGAAGGACAGGAGCCGCAAACGCUUCUACUGAUGCGCUGACGCAGGCAUAAAUCUAGAGGGUGUGUGUGUGUGUGUGUGUGUGUGUGUGUGUGUGUGUGUGUGUGUGUGGGAGAGAAAGGGGUGGGAGAAAGAAGGUGUGAGUGAGAGAGAGACUGCAAGAGAGAGAGACUGUGUGUGUGAGAGAGUUGGAGGAUGACAAUAAGCAUCAGUGGUGUGUUUGCUGUGAGCUAGUUGGUGAGACCAAUGCCACCCCCAUCCACCGCCCAUCCUAUCUAAAACUAUGCUCCACCCUGAAGCCUUCACAGUACCUCAUUCUCACAGCCAGCUGAACGUGCCACCGGGCGAGCGCCUCACCAUUUGGUCAUGAAGGACUUCGCUGAUCAAACAAACGCACCAUUCGGAGCCUGCCCCAAGUCCGCUUGUGAAGAGUAUUGAACUGUGACUAAAUGCAGAUAGAUCUUUGAGCGGCCUGGUGAAUGCUGUAUUAAUGCACUGGACUUGGACUGUGUGUGGUUCCUUGGGAGGCACAGAAUUGAUUUCUGCACUGACAUUCAGUAGAAGAUCAGAAGAGUGAAAAGAAGAAGAUGCUCACCAAAAAAAAUUUUUUUUUUUUAAUCACUCAGCCUUUUCUACUAAAAAGCUCAACCCAGUCCUGGCCUGUGUAUGGCUGCAUGUUGCUCUACACCUCCAGAGUUUUCCGUCUGUGUGUGUCUGUGCGUGUCUGUGUGUGUGUGUUAAAUGAAAGUGGUUGUGAUGAAGACAUGUUGCCAACAUCAUCAUCAUGGUCAUCAGUAUGCUCACUGUACGAGAUCAACUGUAAUGUGAAGAGAUAAUGUGUGCGCCCGUGGUGAGGGCUGAAGUCUUAUUUAUCAAUUAAUCAAAUGUAGUACAAUUGUGUUCUAGUGUCCCAACAAUUGUGUGCAUGUGUGUGUAUGAAUUAGACGUCUAGGCAGUUCAGGUACUGAACAAGUGGCCUAUACACUAGACUGUCUGUGAAUGCUGAUCUUUGUCUUUGUACUUGAUUUUGAAGUCCUUGUCCUAGUCCUACAUAAUUGUCCAAGCCUAGUUUCUUGACAAAACAUGCUGGCUGUUUACAUUCAAAUCAAGCAAAGAAUGAAUUCAUCAUAAAAAGUGUGAGAACAUUAUAUUCAGUCAGAUCUACAAUUCAAUGCAAUCUUGGCCAAAACAAAAUCUGUGACUUGCGCUGUUUUGUUAUUUUGUAUUCAAACUGGGUAAUUGCUGUAGUUGCUCAAAAUGACUGGUAAUCAGAUUACAUCUGAACAUCUCAUUGUAUUUUCUUUUACAUUUUUUUUUAAUGAUUUGUAUGUUACUGAACCACUAUGGCCCUUAGUGUCACAUGCCUUACAUUGUUACUCUACAUCCCGUCAUCCCGUCACCUCAAGAGAGAGCAGUGUGGAGACAUUUAGGAUUCUUGACAUCACCAGGUCUUUUACCUCCUCAAGCAAUGUCUUUUGCUGCUGAAAUAAUGUUUGUGGUCAAAAAAACAAUGACCAGUCGAAUCCAAUAUUUUUAUCUUCAUUUGUUGACAGCGUCAGGAUUUUUAAACAACUGAGAUUUGUACAAGUGUUGUCAUUGAAGAAGCAUAAAUGUGUCUUGGUCACUUCAGUUUGUUGGAGCCAUAGCAUCAAAAAAACAUGUCUGAGAAUCUUUGAAUAAAUGUUGUUCUGUCAAAUGUUCUUUGUCUAUGAGGAGAGGUUGGGAUCCACUCGUUCUCCUUUGUCAAAUCUUCUAAAUAAAAUUUUAAAGAUGAUUUUCCACAA
This is a messenger RNA of Alosa sapidissima (American shad), 2890 nucleotides long. It is a transcript of the gene lman2lb, whose product is annotated as lectin, mannose-binding 2-like b. The record is from RefSeq and is a predicted model, not a curated record. Gene Ontology annotation, molecular function: D-mannose binding. Lineage: Eukaryota; Metazoa; Chordata; Actinopteri; Clupeiformes; Clupeidae. The transcript has 8 exons. The coding region runs from base 16 to 1140 and encodes 374 amino acids. Gene Ontology annotation, cellular component: Golgi membrane; COPII-coated ER to Golgi transport vesicle; endoplasmic reticulum membrane. Gene Ontology annotation, biological process: endoplasmic reticulum organization; endoplasmic reticulum to Golgi vesicle-mediated transport; Golgi organization.